AUGGUCCACUCCAAAAAGCCAGUUCUUCUGUUUUUAAUGGAAACAAAGCUUGAUGCGGUGCAAAUGGAUGGUAUAAGGAACAAGUUGAAAUUUGAUAAUAUUGUCACAGUGGAUAGUGUGGGCCAAGGUGGUGAAUUAGCCUUACUAUGGAAUAAAGUUUUGGAGAUCAACAUUCUGGAUAGUUCUGUCAACUUCACAGACAUUACAGUCAAGAUGAGUAAUGUUCCCUCCACUUGGCGUUAUACUGAUGCUUAUGGGGGACUUCAACGACAUUUGCGUCCCAGAAGAGAAAUCGGAGGAGCGGCUCAACCCCAAUGGCUCAUGAAUGGCUUCAAUGAAGCCAUUGUUUACUGUGGACUUAGAGAUCAUUGGUUCAAGGGCUACCAGUUCACCUGGGAAAAAGGGAGAGGGACUUCUCACUGGAUUAGAGAGAAACUCGACCGUAUUAUGGUUAACAACACUUGGCUAGAUUUGUUCGAAGGAGCAAAUGCAGAGUCUUUCGAAGCACCUGCAAGUGAUCAUAUUCCCAUAGCAAUCUGGCCGUCUCCUGCUUCAAGAUCAAGGAAACGUAGGUGUUUUAAAUUCGAAAAUUAUUGGUUGAAGGAGACGCGGUGCAGAGAAAUUGUUCAUCAAAGCUGGUCAAAUUCUCAGGGUCUUCAAAUUAGUUCCAGAUUUGAGAUUUGUAGCUAUGAGAACUGGAAGUGGGGCAUAGAUUAUAAUCGGAACAUGCAACCACAGAUCGACAAUCUUAAGAAAAGACAAAACCAAUUCUGGAAGCAGAGGGCCAAGCUCUAUUGGCUCAAAGGUGGUGAUAACAACACGAAAUUCUUCCACAAUGCGGUGAAUCAGAGAAGGAUGAACAAUGAGAUACUUAGACUUCGUGAACAGCAAGGCAAUUGGAUUCCUCAAGGUCCCAGCCUAGACUCUCUGGCAGUUUUUGGCAUGCACCCGGACAAGAGCCCGGGUUUUGAUGGUUUUAAUCCGGGGUUUUUUCAAUCGUAUUGGGAUAUUUUAUGUGACAGUUUGGUGGAUUUUUGUAAUGAAUUUCUGACCUCUGGAAAGCUGCCUAAGAACAUUAAUAUAACCCAGAUCGUGUUGAUUUCUAAAAAACUCACCCCUGAGACCAUGGCCGACUUAAGGCCAUUUGCCUUAUGUUCUGUUGCCUAUAAGAUUCUUGCCAAGGCGUUGGAAAAUAGGUUAAAGGGCUUAUUGAAUGAUCUCAUUUCUGAGAAUCAAGGUGCUUUUGUCCUAGGAAGACAAAUCACCGACAACAUAAUGAUUGCAUUCGAGAUGCAACAUUAUAUGAAACGUAAGUCCCAGGGGAAAAAUGGUUUAGCUGCCCUCAAUGCUAUGAUCAGGGAUUACGAGAGAAUUGGCAGAAUUCAUGGUUUCACAAUGGCCAGAAAUGCUCCUUCUAUUAGCCACCUAUUUUUUGCCGAUGAUAGCUUCAUUUUCUUCAAGGCAUCGGUGGAGGAAGUAACAAAUCUGAAACAACUUCUUAUGGACUAUGAGAAAGCCUCUAGUCAAUGUAUAAACCUGAACAAAUCAACACUGGCUUUUAGCAAAAAUACCUCUGAUCCUGUGAGAGAUCAGCUCAGCAACAUCUUGGGCAUUCAUCACAGUGGCAAUAAUGGAAACUAUUUGGGGGGCUCCCUAUGA
Molecule: messenger RNA, 1659 nt
Organism: Ipomoea nil (Japanese morning glory)
Lineage: Eukaryota; Viridiplantae; Streptophyta; Magnoliopsida; Solanales; Convolvulaceae
Exons: 5
Coding region: 1-1659 (552 amino acids)
Source: RefSeq, a predicted model, not a curated record